This is a messenger RNA of Hemicordylus capensis (graceful crag lizard), 2304 nucleotides long. RefSeq names its product heat shock cognate 71 kDa protein-like. The transcript has 9 exons. The record is from RefSeq and is a predicted model, not a curated record. Gene Ontology annotation, cellular component: nucleus; cytoplasm; plasma membrane. Gene Ontology annotation, biological process: cellular response to unfolded protein; vesicle-mediated transport; protein refolding. The coding region runs from base 163 to 2103 and encodes 646 amino acids. Lineage: Eukaryota; Metazoa; Chordata; Lepidosauria; Squamata; Cordylidae. Gene Ontology annotation, molecular function: heat shock protein binding; ATP binding; ATP hydrolysis activity.
UGGGCGGGGGAGGAGAGUGCACCAGCGGGCAGGGGGUGGAGUGGGCUGGGAUUGGAAGCCUAUAAAGUCCGGGGAGGGGGGCGAGGAGAGCCAGGAGGACGUGUCCGCCUGCACGGUUUGUAAAUUGCUCGAUAAAGCUGACUGCGGAGUGGAAAAGCCAAAAUGUCUAAGGGUCCAGCUGUAGGCAUUGAUCUGGGGACCACCUACUCCUGCGUGGGCGUCUUCCAACAUGGCAAGGUGGAGAUCAUUGCCAACGACCAGGGCAACCGCACCACCCCCAGCUAUGUGGCCUUCACAGAUACGGAGCGCCUCAUUGGUGACGCUGCCAAGAACCAAGUGGCAAUGAAUCCCACCAACACGGUCUUUGAUGCCAAGCGCCUCAUUGGCCGCCGUUACGAUGACCCCGUGGUACACUCCGACAUGAAGCACUGGCCUUUCCACGUGAUCAACGACGGCGGGCGUCCCAAAGUCCAGGUGGAGUACAAAGGCGAGACCAAGUCCUUCUACGCGGAGGAGAUCUCCUCAAUGGUCCUCACCAAGAUGAAGGAAAUCGCCGAGGCCUAUUUGGGCAGGACAAUCAACAACGCGGUCAUUACGGUCCCGGCCUACUUCAACGACUCGCAGCGGCAGGCUACCAAAGACGCUGGCACCAUUUCGGGCCUCAACGUCCUCCGAAUAAUCAACGAGCCUACAGCAGCUGCCAUUGCUUAUGGGUUGGAUAAAAAGGUGGGGGGCGAGCGCAACGUCCUCAUCUUUGACCUGGGCGGUGGCACCUUCGACGUCUCCAUCCUGACCAUCGAGGAUGGCAUCUUUGAGGUGAAGUCGACGGCCGGCGACACUCACUUAGGCGGAGAGGACUUUGACAACCGCAUGGUGAACCACUUUGUGGCAGAGUUCAAGCGCAAGCACAAGAAGGACAUCACCGAUAACAAGCGGGCCGUUCGGCGGCUGCGCACGGCCUGUGAGCGGGCCAAACGUACCCUCAGCUCCUCCACCCAGGCCUCCAUCGAGAUCGACUCCCUCUACGAGGGCAUCGACUUCUACACGUCCAUCACCCGCGCCCGCUUUGAGGAGCUGAACGCCGACCUCUUCCGCGGCACCCUGGAGCCCGUGGAGAAGGCCCUGCGCGACGCCAAGCUGGACAAGGCCCAGGUGCACGACAUCGUCCUGGUGGGCGGCUCGACUCGUAUCCCCAAGAUCCAGAAGCUGCUGCAGGAUUUCUUCAACGGCCGAGAACUCAACAAGAGCAUCAACCCCGACGAGGCUGUGGCUUACGGAGCAGCCGUCCAGGCGGCCAUCCUGUGCGGGGACAAGUCGGAGAACGUGCAGGACCUCCUCCUGCUGGACGUGACGCCUCUCUCCCUGGGCAUCGAAACGGCCGGCGGGGUGAUGACCGCCCUCAUCAAGCGGAACACGACCAUCCCCACCAAGCAGACGCAGACGUUCACCACGUACUCGGACAACCAGCCCGGAGUGCUCAUCCAGGUGUACGAGGGGGAACGGGCCAUGACCAAAGACAACAAUUUGCUGGGGAAGUUUGAGCUGACAGGGAUCCCACCCGCCCCUCGCGGCGUCCCCCAGAUCGAAGUGACCUUUGACAUUGACGCCAACGGCAUCCUCAAUGUGUCUGCCGUGGACAAGAGCACCGGCAAAGAGAACAAGAUCACAAUCACCAAUGAUAAAGGCCGUCUCAGCAAGGAGGAGAUUGAGCGCAUGGUCCAAGAGGCGGAGCAGUACAAGGCCGAGGACGAGGUCCAGAGGGAGAAGAUUGCGGCCAAGAACUCUCUGGAGUCGCUGGCCUUCAACAUGAAGAGCACGGCGGAGGACGAGAAGCUCAAGGACAAGCUGUCCCCGGAGGACAAGCAGAAGAUCUUGGACAAGUGCAACGAGGUCAUUUCCUGGCUGGACAGGAACCAGAUGGCAGAAAAGGACGAGUAUGAACACCAGCAGAAGGAGCUGCAGAACGUCUGCAACCCCAUCAUUACCAAGUUGUACCAAGGGGCCGGGGGCAUGCCGGGCGGGAUGCCAGGUGGCUUCCCAGGGGCCGGAGGGGCUGGCAGUGGAGGUGGCUCCUCUGGCCCCACCAUUGAGGAAGUGGAUUGAGCCCGGCAUGGCGAUUCAAAGGAAGGCGCGUAUGCAGUUCUGCUUCUCUCCCGACCACCGCCUCCUCCCCCCCCAUGAGUCCAUGGAGCUUCUGCCCUCUUCUUCUCGUUGCUCCUCCCCUUCCUGCUUGUCUCCUUCCGCCAAAUAGAGACCCCCUUGGUGGUGGUCACAGGAAUAAAUUAUUGCACUUUUGACAUCUGC